Molecule: messenger RNA, 591 nt
Organism: Brassica napus (rape)
Lineage: Eukaryota; Viridiplantae; Streptophyta; Magnoliopsida; Brassicales; Brassicaceae
Exons: 1
Coding region: 1-591 (196 amino acids)
Source: RefSeq, a predicted model, not a curated record
AUGACGAUGCUGAAGGCGGUUCUGUCCGCCUCUCCAACACACGCUAUGUCCUGUUUUGAGCUCCCGGUGAGCUUAUGCAAGCGGAUACAGUCAACGCUAACACGUUUUUGGUGGGAUGGAAAUGAUAACAAGAAAAAGAUGUGCAUGACAUCUUGGGCAAAACUCUCAAAACCGAAGAAGCUUGGAGGGUUGGGUUUUCGCGAUAUACAACUCUUCAACAAAGCCCUCCUAGCAAAGCAAUCUUGGCGGGUCCUCACAAACCCGGACUGUCUCCUCUCACGAGUGUUGCGUGGUAAAUAUUGCCACAACGCUUCUUUCCUCACUGUCAAAGCACAGGCUUCAUGCUCUCAUGGUUGGAGGGGGAUUCUACAUGGCCGAGACCUACUUGCUCCGAAUAUAGGCAAAGCUAUAGGUGAUGGUAUGUGCACGAGAGUCUGGAAGGAUGCUUGGAUCAGAACAGACACCCUCAGUUGCCCAAUGGGACCAGCGAAUGAGGAAGUGCUUGACCUCUUUGUCUCUGACUUGUUAUUGCGGGGCUCUGGUGAAUGGAAUAAACCGAAGAUCAGACAGCUACUCCCAGCAUACGGUUAG